AUGGGAGACGAGCUGGAACUCAACAACCUCACCCGACCUUUGAAGGACUUCACAGUUCCUAAAGCAUUGGACCAGCCGUCUUGUAUUGCGUAUCCAGCCACUACAACCACCUUUGAGAUCAAGAGUGGCACCAUUCACCUUUUGCCGCAAUUUUAUGGUAAGGCUGGGGACGAUCCUCACAUACAUAUCAAGGAUUUCUUUGCCGUGUGCGCGACUAUGCACAAUGGAGGGAUUAGUGAUGAGGCAAUCAGAUUGCGUUUAUUUCCAUUCUCACUCAAGGAACGAGCCAAGGAGUGGCUCUAUUCUUUACCUAGUGCAUCUGUCACCACAUGGACAUCAUUGGCUUCCAAGUUCCUUGCAAAGUUCUUUCCAUCUCAAAAGACAAACCAUAUUAGAAAGGAGAUCAUGGGAGUGCAGCAACUAGAUGGAGAAUCAUUUCAUGAGUAUUGGGAUCGGUUUCAGAGACUCCUAGCUUCAUGCCCUCAUCACCAAAUUGAAGAUUGGCUACUUAUGCAAUACUUUUAUGAGGGAUUACUUGAUUCGGAGAGGAUGAUGGUUGAUGCUACUAGUGGAGGAGGUUUGAUGAACAAGAGUGCUACUCAAGCCAAGGAGAUGUUUGAGAACAUUGCAGCAAACUCUCAACAGUUUAAUUAUCGGAGAGCUCCCCCAAAGAAAGCAGGUGUUUAUGAGGUAAGUGCUAGUGAUAUUGGUCCUCAAAUAGCUAAUUUGACUAACCUUGUUAAGCAAUUAAUCCCUCAAGCACAAGUGUGUGCCGUGUGUGCUAAUCCCGGACAUCCUACGGAGUCUUGUCCAAGUUUGUAUGGUGAUGGAGAAGAGAUGGCUCAAGCACACUAUAUGCAGCAACAAAAGCCAAGAAACGAUCCAUUUUCUAACACUUAUAAUCCGGGAUGGCGGCAACACCCUAACUUUGGAUGGAAGAACAACCAAAAUGUGCAAACAGCCCCAGUUCGACAAAAUCAAUUUGUUCCUCAACAAAAUGCACCUGCACCACCUCAUGGGCAAGGUAAGUCUUUAGAAGAGUUAAUUAAUUCUUUGGCAUUAAGCACUCAGGGUUUUAUGCAGGAAACAAGGCAAACACAGGCACAAAUGUCUACAGCAAUCAAGAGCCUUGAAAACCAAGUUGGACAAAUUGCAGCCUCCUUGAGUCAAAGAGAGCCAGGAAAGUUUCCAAGCCAAGUAAUUCCAAAUCCUAAUGGAGGCCAUGACACCGCAAAUGCGAUUACUCUUCGAAGUGGAAAAAAGGUGGAAAAGGAUGACAAUGAGGAGAGAAAUUCAACCAAAACAGUGGCUGCCCCCUCUCCCAAGCUUACGGUUCCAAGUGACAACUCUAAGGUUUUUGAAUUCAAAAAAGGAGCAAGUUUCAAAGGAUAUCCUAGAGACUUUCCGAAAAGUGCAAGUGAACAUUCCCUUGCUCGAUGCAAUCCAACAAAUUCCAAGAUAUGCAAAAUUCUGCAAAAUCUAACUCGAGUUUUUAAGCCCGAGGAGUGUUUUACACUUAAUACCCUAAAGCUAUCUAGCUUGGGAGUUAUUGGCCUAACACUUAUUACAUGGGUUGAUUAG
Molecule: messenger RNA, 1581 nt
Organism: Prunus persica (peach)
Lineage: Eukaryota; Viridiplantae; Streptophyta; Magnoliopsida; Rosales; Rosaceae
Exons: 2
Coding region: 1-1581 (526 amino acids)
Source: RefSeq, a predicted model, not a curated record